Molecule: messenger RNA, 1422 nt
Organism: Sphaeramia orbicularis (orbiculate cardinalfish)
Lineage: Eukaryota; Metazoa; Chordata; Actinopteri; Kurtiformes; Apogonidae
Gene: medag
Product: mesenteric estrogen dependent adipogenesis
Exons: 5
Coding region: 61-690 (209 amino acids)
Source: RefSeq, a predicted model, not a curated record
UUUUUUUUUUUUUUUUUUUACACGGCAUCAGCAGAAGAGGAGAGACACAACGGACCCACAAUGACCAUCGACGACCUGUCCCAGAGCCAGAUCACUGUGACAGACCUGGACCAGUUUCUGCGUAAACCUCCAACCGGCUUCUCCGUGGACAGGUCCGGGUCCGGUUACUGCGUCCACACCGAUCCGGACAAAAACCUGGUCCUCAUCGAUGACUUCCACUCCUGUAGGGGUAAAGUAGUUUUCCACAACUCGUUGCGAAGGAAAGUUCGAAUGCGCAGUCUGUGGGAGUACACCCGAGUCAGAAAGAGUCUGCUGUCCAAGAGGAUCUACCUCCUCAUGUCUGUGUGUGAGGGAAACUCUCCACACAGCAAAGACAUCAGAGUACUGAAGCAUUUCGUGGUGUCCAUUGAUGGAAAAGACCCUUUCAUCCAGUGGCAGAUGGAGCGAGGCCUGGACUGGACGAUAGCAUCAGUGGCAGGGGAAAGCUACAGAGUAGAUGUUGACCUGACUGAAGCACUGGAGGACUGGGCAGAAAAAAACAUCCAGAUGACGAACAGGAACAGAUUAACAGGCAUCAAACCUGUCUGGAGAGACGCUUCCUUCACCCUCAAGUACUACUCUGAUGCUAUGUUUGACUUCCCACACUGGUUUGGCUUCAGCAGAAGAACAUUUAAGCUGAAAAUGACUUGAGCCAGCGGUGGAUUAAGCACAUGGCAAAAUGGAUCUUGAGUCUUCAGAAAACCCAAUUGCAUCCCAUAUUGGUCCAGAUGCUGUGAUUUUUCAAGCUAAUCAGAGAAAAGACUGAUGAAAUCCUAUCGAGAACAUUAUUAAUGGCAUAAACAUGAGAUUGUUUGUGAAUAUUCAGUAUUUUGAAGACAUGUUUGGAAAUACAUUGUAAGUGUAAAAUCUGUGCUGAAGAAUAUUGUAGACUGUUGUAUGUAUGGAUGUUUAUUUUUGACCAGACACAAAUACAAAAUCAGAAAUCAUCAGUUUAGCAAAUGUAAUCAGACAUUAUGAAUUUCCAUGAUUUAACCCACACUGGACUAAGGGAUGAGGAGAAGCGCAGAAGCAGCGUUGGUGAUGGUCUCCACGUAUUCCUUGUAGUCGCUGCCGUAGAAACGCAGCAGCAGGUAGUUGAAGACGCCGACAACCGACAUCAACAACAGGAAGGAGAGGAUGCGCUUUCCAAACAGGAAGCCUGGGGUGCUACACAGAAAUAAUAAUAAUAAAAAAAAAAAUUAUAAGAUGACGUGUCUGAUCGCAGCAAAAGUUCAGAUUAUCUGUUAGUACUGACCUUUGAGAGUUUUGUCCCAUGUACCCGACAAAGUACUUCUGCCUGACAACAAGGUACAUGAACCCUGCGAAGGCGGCUGGAGCUGUGGACACACCAGAGAAAAAAUAAAAGGAAUGUGAAACAUUUUA